Molecule: messenger RNA, 3374 nt
Organism: Prinia subflava (tawny-flanked prinia)
Lineage: Eukaryota; Metazoa; Chordata; Aves; Passeriformes; Cisticolidae
Gene: NPTXR
Product: neuronal pentraxin receptor
Exons: 5
Coding region: 346-1794 (482 amino acids)
Source: RefSeq, a predicted model, not a curated record
CCGCCCUUGCAGCUCGGAGAGGGUGCUCAGCGGGAAGGGGGGGUCACUAAGAGGGGCAUGGCCGGGGCCGCGGCCGGGGCGCUGGCGGCGGCGGGGGCGGUGCGGUGCCGUGCGGGCGGCGCCGCCCGGCACAUAUAAGCGCGGCGCGGUGCGGCGGGGCCCCGGCGCCGGUGCUGCUGCCGGUACCGUCCCUCCCCGCCAGCUCCCUCCGGGCUGCCCGUCCAUUCCUCCGGCCGGCCGUCCUGCUCUCCAUUCCCGCCCGCUUCGUUUUCUCGCCGUCCGCGGGCUCGGGCCCCCCACGCCGCUGCCACCCUGAAGUUUCUGGCGGUGCUGCUGGCGGCGGGCAUGCUGGCUUUCCUUGGAGCCAUCAUCUGCAUCAUCGCCAGCGUCCACCCGGCCGGCACCGCUGCGCCCGCCGCCGCCGACAAUGACUCGGCCGCCGCCGCCCUCCUGCCCGCCGACAAGGGGCUGGGAGCACUGCACGGCCCCGCCGAGGCUCUGGCCAGCGCCGGGCCGCGCCUGCCGGGGGGGCCGCCGCUCUUCAGCCGCUUCGUCUGCACCCCGCUGAGCACCGAGUGCCCGGCCACCGGCACUGGCACCACCGCCGGCAGCGCCGCCGGCCCCGAGGAGCUGCUGGCGCUGCGGAGCGCGGCGGCCCAGCUGCGUCGCACGGCGCUGGAGCAGAAGGAGCAGAUCCGCAUGGACCAGGAGACCAUCCGAGAGCUCACCGGCAAGCUCAGCCGCUGCGAGGGCGGCCUGCGGAGCCCCCCCGCCGCCGCCGGGCUCCGCGCCGCCCCGCGCCCCGGCACCAUGGGCCACCCUCCGGACGAGCCGCCCGCCGUGCGGGAGCUAGAGGAGGCUGUCCGCAUUCUCAAAGACCGAAUCGACCGGAUAGAGGAGCUGCCAGCCCGCACCAAUGGCUCAGCACCCACUGCCCCGGCACUUGCCCGUGAUGCCCUCCACACCAAGAUGGAGCAGCUGGAGGAGCAGCUCCUUUCCAAGAUCCUGACCCUACAGAAGGAGCGCCAGGCUGCCAGCACUGACCGCAGCCAGCAGCAUCACAACAUCGAGAAGGAGCUGAACUCCCUCCAGAACCGCGUGACGGAGCUGGAGCAUGGAUCACUGGGCUACAGCCCUCCUGAUGCCUUCAAGGUGACCAUCCCGGUGCAGAACAACUACAUGUAUGCCCGCAUGCAGAAGAGCCUGCCAGAGCUGUACGCCUUCACCAUCUGCAUGUGGCUGAAGUCCAAGGCCCUGGCAGGCAUUGGCACCCCAUUCUCCUACUCUGUCCCAAGCCAAGCCAACGAGAUUGUGCUGUUGGAGUGGGGCUCUAACCCCCUGGAACUGCUCAUCAAUGACAAGGUUGCCCAGCUGCCACUGAGUCUGAAGGACAAGGCCUGGCACCACGUUUGCGUGGCAUGGACCACCCGGGAUGGCAAGUGGUCAGCAUACCAGGAUGGUGAACAGCGGGGUGCCGGCGAGAAUCUGGCCUCCUGGCAUUCUGUCAGGCCCCAGGGCAUCAUUAUCCUGGGUCAGGAGCAGCACCUUGCUCUGCUUCUCCCUAACUUCUCCCUCUCCCUUGCUUUUUCCCACUGGAUGCAUGUUCCUCCUCUUCUCUUCAUCUCUGUCCAAUCACCUCUCCUGCUCUUUCCCAGGACACCCUGGGGGGCCGCUUUGAUGCCACACAGGCCUUCGUGGGAGAACUGGCGCAGUUUGGUGUGUGGGACCACAUGCUGGCGCCAGCAGAGAUCCUGGGCUUGGCUAACUGCACCUCCCACCUUCAAGGGAAUGUGAUCCAGUGGGAUGACCAGGCAGUGGAGGUCUUUGGAGGUGCCAGCAAGGCGGGCUUUGCUGCCUGUGAGGAAGGGAGGAAGGCAUGAGUGGCCCCCAGCCCUCUCCCCAGCACCAAGGAGCCCAGUGGCAGCCCUGAAGCAGGAAGCCCUUUCUCCCCUCCCAGACCACUAAGCCUUGCUGGGGCAAUACUUGAGCCCCUCAUGCUGGUGUCCCAGGAGGGAGAGGGGCCCCUGGAAGCCUCCCUGUUGUCCCUGUGCUGGUGUUGUGGCUUGUCCUCAUUCCUGGAAGCUGUCUCCUGAGUCUCAUCUUGCCUCACUUCUGUUUUAGAUGGAACUUGCUGUACCUGCAGGUGUUCUUGGUACAGUGAGGGUCCUCACCAUGUAAAACCUAACAGGGAGUGGGAAGGAGGACUCCAUCUACUUUGAGUGCAGUCCAGCCUCAGUGGGAUGCCAGGGUGCAGGCAUCACCUGAACACAUCCUUUUUCCUUAUUUAUUUCUAGCAACCUCCUUGUCUGGUUUUAUGAGCCUGCAUUCCAGGAUCUCACCUCCAGCCCCAUCCUUCUCCUGCUGCCUUGGUUUUUCAAAUGUGGCCCCAGGGAAGCUGAGGGAGAAUGACACAGUAUCAAAUCUGUGUCAUUCAAAAUCAGUGGCACAGUAUUUAUCCACCUGCAUCCCUUUCCCUGCCUCUGCUGCCUGUUUGGGCAGGGCUGCCCAAGGGGGGCCAGGCUUUUGAGGCAGAGGGAAGAGAGCACUCCCAACCACUUCCAAGCUGGGGGAUGAGUCAGUCACCAAGGAAAUGGGGGGACAGAGGCAAAGCAUCUCCCCCAGCGCUGGCCAAGGGGGAAAGAGUGCAGCACUGCCAUCAAAGGGAGCAAAAGCAAAAAAAAGGGAUGGAGGAUGGUGACGGUCAGAGAAGCCCUGACCUCCAUCCCUCAGUCUUUUGGUACUGAAUUGGGCUACUGCCCUUGGUUGCACCUAGGUCCCUAGGUUCUUUAGCUGCUCCUUGCCAGGAACAGGGCUGCCACUGACCUUGAAACUGGGAGGGUGAAAGAGUUGACUGAUGUUUUCCCUGUGGAGUGCCUGAGAAUAUGCUUUUUCCACAUUGUGUGGUCACCAACAUCUUGAUAUGUGAUUGUGUGUACGUGCACAUGUUUGUGUCUGGGGGAUGGGGUGGGAGGGUUAUUUUGGGGCUCUCAUGGUUGCUUAAUGCAGUGUUCAGCUUCCAGUGUUUGCCCCUACCCCAAGUCCCACUUUGGGUGACAGCUGCCCCUGCCCCUGGGAGAGGCAAAGCUGGCAGAAUGAACACCCCUGCCACGCCCCAUGCCCCCCCUCAGGUUCUCUGCCAGUGCUGGGGUGGCUCGGCCCACUGGGGAUGGCACAGCGGGGAUGAGGAGCAGCCCUUGUGCCAAGUGGGAACACCAUGACCUUUGUGCACCCUGAGGAGCUUCCCCCUCUCUCUCGCUUGCUUGCACGCUUUCUCUAAUGCACGUUUGUGAAAAGGGCCCCUGACACGCACCCGUGUUGGGACAUUUCUUUUGUAAAGCUGAUUGUGAACAAUAAAAGUGAUGUUUUCUGUUCGA